AACACAACAAACAAACAACAUUCGAAGUUGACAUUUGUCCGCGUAGCAAGUGAAAGUGUCACGUCGGUGUUUUUGCUGUCUGAAAUAUUUUCGAAUAGACUUAUCAAAAUCUUAUUGGCAACUUUUUGAUUUAGGUUAUUACCGGGAAAAUGGGUGUCAAACCUGCAAUUGGAAGAAAAUCUAACAAGAACCCACCAAUUUUUAGUCAUGACUUUGUAAUUCAGAACCAUGCUGACAUAGUUUCAUGUGUUGUUAUGUUAUUUUUGGUGGGAUUGAUGGUGCAGUCUACAAGUCCCGUUGCAAGUUUAUUCAUCAGUCUGCACCAUAAUGUCAGUGGAGUUGAGCCAACUAGAGAUGCACCAAGAGGAGAGCCUUUCACUUACGAAGCUGGCUGGAAGGAUGCCUGUGCGGUCUUCUUUUACUCCCUAGUCUGUAUCGUAAUGCACGCCAUUCUACAAGAGUAUUUCUUAGAUAAAAUAUCAAAAAAGUUUCACUUGUCCAAGUCAAGGUUAAGUGCUCUGAAUGAGUCAGGUCAAUUGGUGGUAUUCCACCUCGUGAGCUUGGUGUGGGGUGGUGAUGCUAUUCUCCGUGAAGGAUUUAUGUUUAACAUAUCACAACUGUGGGAUCGUUACCCUGAGCACCCAAUGAGCUUCCUUUUGAAGCUUUGGUGGAUAGUUCAAGCUGCUUACUGGCUCCACACCAUCCCAGAACUUUACUUCCAGCGUAUCAAGAAGGAUGAGUGGGCCGCACGAAUCAGACACGCAGCUGGUGCAUUUGGCUUUGUAGCUUUGGCAUACGGAUUUAAAUUUCAGCGUGUGGGUGUUUGCUUGGUAGUUCUGCACUCGUUGGCAGAGUUUGUCGCACAUGUGUACCGCCUCAACACCAUCCUCAGAGGAGAACGGGAAGAUAUUUUAGACAAAUUCUUGAGCCUGGUGAACGGCGCGGUGUUCGUGUCGGUGCGACUGUGCUCACUGGUGCUGGGCGUGCUCACCUUCUACUUCGGUCUGGCGGGCGCCGCGCCGCUGUUAGUGCGCGUUGGCGCUCUCUCUCUUCUGGUCUCCUUCCAGGUAUAUUUAAUGUACAACUUCAUCUCUGAAGCGAUCAAACAGAGACAAGAGUCCAGGGCGGUGGCGCAAAGUAAACCCAAGAAGGAGAAGAAGGAAAAGCCCAAAAAAGAGAAAGUUAAGAAAGCACCGGUGGACGAAUCAGACCUGCCCGAGGUGGAUCAGAACACCAACAAAACCCUUAGACAACGACAGGCGCCCGCCGCCAAAGCCAAGUGAGGUCACACUCUGGCCACCUUCUCUCUAUUAUUUCUAUAAGGUUGUCUUCAUCGCAUCCAGUCCUUCCACUACACUUUAUUUUCUGCCUUCAUUGUUUUCUAAAUGUCGGUCGAUACUGAAGCACAAAUACCGGUCGUCUUAUUUAUUUUUUAUAUGACACGAUUUUUCGUUGAAACUCCCAAGAUUGUGAUGAAAUUUUAUAAACCUAUAUUUCAGACUGUAAUGCUAUUGUCAUUAAAAGUAUAGUGGAUACAGGGUUGUAAAAAUAUCUCCUAAAGUGUAAAAAUAAAAAAGAAGUAUAGGUUAAAAUGUUGUUUAUAUGAAUAUAUUGAAUAAGGUUUAUGAAGUACUGUGUGUUCAUACACAUUAAAAGAUGAAAAAUUCCAUUUUUGUGUUUGCAUUUUAACUUUUAUAUUUGUCUGUGUUACGCAGAAUUCCAAAACAGAUAACAUUUUAAAAUAUUAAUAUUUUAUUUUUAUAGGGUUGAUUAUGAAAAAUAUAUUUUAACACUACAAGAUUUUUUUGACAUAAUUUAGGUGCUCAUGAAUUUUUACCUAGUUUUUUAUCUAUUUUAAAAAAUGCGUUUGAGCUAAGGCAAAAUUAGUCUUGUUUAGACAUUAAUUUCUCGUGUCUACGUCGUUGAUAUGUUUUAAUUUGUACUGUAUGUGAGACAAAAAUAAUGAAAUUUAUUCUUCCUAACGAGAACAUAUGCUCAUAAAUUAUUAUAUAAUUUUCAUGAGGAUUGUCAAUUUUAAAAGCUUGAUGUUAUUUUUAUUUCAAAAUAAAUUUUAUAAUGAA
Molecule: messenger RNA, 2081 nt
Organism: Amyelois transitella
Lineage: Eukaryota; Metazoa; Arthropoda; Insecta; Lepidoptera; Pyralidae
Gene: TRAM
Product: translocating chain-associated membrane protein 1
Exons: 9
Coding region: 150-1283 (377 amino acids)
Biological process (GO): SRP-dependent cotranslational protein targeting to membrane, translocation; protein insertion into ER membrane; ceramide biosynthetic process
Cellular component (GO): endoplasmic reticulum membrane
Molecular function (GO): sphingosine N-acyltransferase activity
Source: RefSeq, a predicted model, not a curated record